GCCCAACAACAAGCGCUUCAACAACAACAGCAGCGUGACGUGGCUCAAGAACGUCAGCAGAACAAUGAGGAUGUCAACCAAGAUGUCAACCAAGAGCUUGUCCAUGCCUUGCGUGACAUGGAGAACGGGGACCCGCAAAGACUUAUCGAGAGGAUUUACGAUACCCUUCAGGGAGACCAUCAGCUCGCAGAAGAAGACAAUGGAAACGCCCUUGGCGAGCAUGAUCAACACAGCGACAGUGAUGAAGACGAUUCUGAUUUUGUCCCUGUAGAUUCUGACCUUGAAUCUGAUAACUCAGAUGAACCGGAAGAGAUCGAACAGUUUGAAAGAUUUUUGAACCACGAUGAGUUUCAACGUGAUGAUGACGAUGAACAAUUAGACGACGAUCAUUCAGAUGAUGGCCAUUCCGAUGCAGCGGAGGAUGAUGAACUUCCUAGGUUAUUUGAUCGUGUGGUGCGAGGUGCAGCUCAAGUACCAGAUCCACCAUUAGAAAGACCCAACCGUAUCCCUGAGAGAGAGGAAAUACCCCAGUUUGAGGACCUUCUCCAGGAGAGAUUGGGAGCUGUGGAUCCAGGCUUGAGAGUUGAACAAGACAAUAUCGACAAUGAGGCAUUCUUUUUCACACUACCUAUCCCUCUGGUCAUACUCGCUGCUGAUCUAUUCAUCGUCAUAUACCUCUUAUCCGUGUAUUUUGUACCGACGCUGGUGGGCACAUCUUUGGUUCACCUGGUGUUCUUCUUAGCAUCGUUAUUGAAAGGUUCGGUGUAUAAGACCGUGGGGAAGUUUGUUCCACUACCAGAUGAUGAAUCUGUGAUGAACCUUGUCAAGCUCGCCAAGGAUCAUUCACCUAGUCUGCUGAGCAUCGCCUUGAAGAACACUGUUCAACCAGUAUGGAGAGGUUUGCUUGCAAUUCAUAACCAGGACAAACCCUUGACAAAGUUCGAACGUAUUUUGAUCCUAUGUGUCUUCUUCUUAACUUUUGUUUCCGCCAUUCAUAUGACGUUAUCGAGACCAAAGGCAAGGUUCAGAGCAACAGGAAAGCCAAUUGUUGGCAUCGAGAGGAAGACAUAUGUCAUCCUGUUCGGCCUCUUAUCCACCAUCAAGGUGUUUUCGAUAUUUGCUAUUGAACUGUUCUUAUUCCCUACAUUUUGCGGUGGAUUACUGAUCUUUGUCCUAUCACCAAUCUUCCUUGACGAGACAAAGUGGAACUUAUUAUCCUUUUCUUUCACUGAUUAG
Williopsis jadinii is the source of this 1236-nucleotide messenger RNA. RefSeq lists its product as uncharacterized. Gene Ontology annotation, cellular component: endoplasmic reticulum membrane. The annotation marks the transcript as partial. Lineage: Eukaryota; Fungi; Ascomycota; Saccharomycetes; Phaffomycetales; Wickerhamomycetaceae. The transcript has a single exon. The record is from RefSeq and is a predicted model, not a curated record.